AUGUCCUCGCCGCCGAACGCUCCAACCAACAAUAGUCACGUAGCUGCCACGUCCUCGUCGGAUUCUCAAGAUCUGAGUGCAUUAAAUGCACUUAGCCUCUCCAUUGCACAGCUCACCACCCCUAGGGUGAGUCACCACAGUAGCUCUGGUGACUCACCGGGUUGCUUUACCUUUGGCAAAGUAGACUUGACACCUACUAUAGAGGAAUGUCGAGCUUUUAUUUGCUGUCCAAGAAUCUACGAAGACAUGAUAUAUAUCAAGUCACCCAAUACUACUCCUUUUAAGAAGACUGUGCUUUUAUUGACCGGGAUGUGUGAAGAGUGGGCUACAAGAAAUAUCAAGAGGAAAGGUGUUAGUGAAUGUAUUACUUGGAAUGCCCUGAGAGAAGUGAUCUACCACCAUCCAGACAAAAGAAAACAAAUUGAUAUGUUGGCUUUAGGAAUCUAUGGAUUAAUCAUUUUUCUGAAGAUUCUGGGGCAUGUGGAUAUAGCAGCUGUAGACCUGUUUGAAAGAUUGAACAAGAAUGCAGAUCUGGUUCCUGUUAUAUUAGCUGAAACAUUUCGUUCCUUGAAUUCCUGCAGACACGAAGGAGAGGGACGUUUUAUAGGUUGUGCACCCCUAUUAUUGGUAUGGAUUUUGAAUCACUUUAAACAUGAAGAAAGAGCUCCUGUACUAGUAUUCCUAGAAGAUUUCUCACAUUUGCAAGAUUUUCUUUCUCGAAAAUGGUCUGGAGGAUAUGGUGAAGAAAAAUGGAUGAACAUCUUUCAAAAUCUCGAAGAUAAUGACGUAUUAUGGCGAGCCUCAUGGAAUACUUCUUCAAGAAAUAUGUAUAAGUGUGGAAAGCACGAUUGGGUUCCCUUACCUGGCAUAUGGGGUUUAUCUGAAUCAGUGUUUGUAUUAAGAAGUGAUCAGUACAAGGAAAUGAUCAGAAAAGUUAAUGAGGCUUGGAAACGGAUUCAUCAAGUAAAUUUAUUUACUUUCAGUCAAAAGCUCUCACCCAAAUACGAGCAAUGGAGAAUUAAUCGAAUCAACGACAACAUUCCAGUGGUUAAUUUUGAGAAUGUUCAACCCAUCAAAGAACAUGUGAGAAUUAUACCAUCUCCGUUAGAGCUGGCAAAACAAGACUUUGAGAGCGAAAGAAAGCAAUGGAAAAAAAAACUUUGCAAAAGCUGGAAGAAGAAGUAUACCACAAAGAAAUUGAGAUAG
Messenger RNA from Hibiscus syriacus, 1206 nucleotides. RefSeq lists its product as uncharacterized. Bases 1 to 1206 code for a protein of 401 amino acids. Lineage: Eukaryota; Viridiplantae; Streptophyta; Magnoliopsida; Malvales; Malvaceae. The record is from RefSeq and is a predicted model, not a curated record. The transcript has 3 exons.